UGUCUGUGACGGACCGGUGUGUGUUUGUGUCCCCCCAAAACAAGAGGAUAAAUCUAUUUUUCAGUGACAAAGUUCGGAAAAUCUUGAACGGCGCGUAGACUGGAUCACAUAAGGCACCUGGUGACGGACUGUAUAUCUGUAUCGAAGAGAAAAUCCGAUUGAAAAAUGUCCGAGAGUCUGAACUGCGUGGAACAGCGGGAAGAGCAGACUGAACUUGAAGAAGCCGGAGGAGCGGAGGAAAAGUCAGACUCUUCAGAUGCUGGAAAAGAGUCCUCUUCAGAUGCUGGUCCUGAUGGACAAGAUGCAUCUUCCUCCCCAUCAUCAUCAAAAACUAAAGAUUCUGCUCCAGGUUAUGAGGAGAAAGUGCAAACAGAUCGGACCAACCGAUUUGAGUAUCUAUUGAAGCAAACAGAGUUGUUUGCUCAUUUCAUCCAACCAGCCGCACAGAAGACCCCCACCUCUCCGCUGAAGAUGAAACCAGGUCGUCCACGAAUCAAGAAAGAUGAAAAACAAAACCUGCUCUCUGCUGGAGACAACCGUCAUCGUCGCACGGAGCAAGAGGAGGAUGAGGAGCUUCUCAGUGAGAGCACCAAGACUACUACCGUUUGCACUCGUUUUGAUGACUCUCCCUCCUAUGUCAAGUCAGGAAAGAUGAGGGACUAUCAGGUCCGUGGUCUGAACUGGCUCAUCUCUUUGUAUGAAAAUGGCAUCAAUGGCAUCCUUGCUGAUGAAAUGGGUUUGGGAAAGACUCUCCAGACUAUUUCCCUGCUGGGUUAUAUGAAGCACUACAGAAAUAUCCCUGGUCCUCACAUGGUGCUUGUGCCUAAGUCCACCCUUUACAACUGGAUGAAUGAGUUCAAACGAUGGGUACCUUCCCUUCGCGCCGUCUGCUUGAUUGGAGACAGAGAAGAGAGGAAUGCUCUGAUCAGAGAUGUGCUGCUGCCAGGAGAAUGGGACGUAUGUGUCACCUCCUACGAAAUGCUCAUCAUUGAAAAGGCCGUGUUCAAGAAAUUCAACUGGAGAUACCUUGUUAUUGAUGAGGCCCACAGGAUAAAGAAUGAAAAGUCAAAGCUAUCCGAAAUUGUGCGAGAAUUCAAGACCACCAAUCGUUUACUGCUGACUGGAACACCUCUUCAAAACAACCUCCAUGAGCUGUGGGCUCUGCUGAACUUCCUGCUGCCUGAUGUCUUUAACUCAGCUGAUGACUUUGACUCCUGGUUUGACACAAACAACUGCUUGGGUGACACGAAAUUGGUUGAACGUCUUCACACGGUUUUGCGUCCUUUCUUGCUCCGUCGUAUUAAAGCAGACGUGGAGAAAACUCUGCUCCCAAAGAGAGAGAUCAAAAUGUAUGUGGGCCUGAGCAAGAUGCAGCGAGAGUGGUACACAAAGAUUCUGAUGAAGGACAUUGACAUUCUGAACUCAGCCGGGAAGAUGGACAAGAUGCGUCUGUUGAACGUUCUCAUGCAGCUCAGGAAAUGCUGCAACCAUCCGUACCUGUUUGACGGAGCCGAACCUGGUCCUCCCUACACAACUGACCUUCACCUGGUUGUGAACAGUGGCAAGAUGGUGGUGCUGGAUAAGCUGCUACCCAAGAUGAAGGAACAAGGUUCCCGUAUACUCAUCUUCAGUCAGAUGACCAGAGUGCUGGACAUAUUGGAAGACUACUGCAUGUGGAGGAACUAUGGAUACUGCCGCUUGGAUGGUCAGACACCACAUGAGGAGAGACAGAUCUCUAUCAAUGCAUACAAUGAGCCCAACAGCUCGAAGUUCAUCUUCAUGCUGAGCACCAGAGCUGGUGGUCUGGGUAUCAACCUGGCUACAGCUGAUGUUGUCAUCCUCUACGAUUCAGACUGGAACCCCCAGGUCGACCUUCAGGCCAUGGACCGAGCUCACAGGAUUGGUCAGCAGAAGCAGGUGCGCGUCUUUCGCUUCAUCACUGAAAACACAGUGGAGGAGAGGAUUGUAGAAAGGGCUGAGAUGAAACUGCGCCUUGACUCCAUUGUCAUCCAACAAGGAAGACUCGUGGAUCCAAGCGCAAACAAGCUGGGGAAGGAUGAGAUGCUGUCUAUCAUCCGACAUGGUGCCACGCACGUGUUUGCUUCCAAAGAGAGUGAGAUCACAGAUGAUGACAUUGAUGAUAUCCUGCAGAGGGGUGAAAGGAAGACAAAGGAGAUGAAGGAGAAGCUGUCUACCCUCGGUGAAGGCUCUCUGAGAAACUUCACCAUGGACACAGAGAACAGCAGUGUGUACACAUUUGAAGGAGAAGAUUACAGAGAAAAGAAGAAGGUCAUUACCAACUGGAUUGAGCCACCGAAGAGGGAGAGGAAAGCCAAUUAUGCUGUGGAUGCCUACUUUAGAGAAGCCCUGCGAGUCAGUGAACCAAAAGCACCCAAGGCUCCACGUCCUCCAAAGCAGCCAAAUGUUCAAGACUUUCAGUUCUUCCCCCCACGUCUUUUUGAGCUUCUUGAAAAAGAAAUUCUCUUCUACAGAAAGACGAUAGGCUACAAGGUUCCUCGUAAUCCGGAAAUGCCAAACUCUGCUCAGAUGCAGAAAGAGGAGCAGGCUAAGAUUGACGAUGCUCAGGCGCUCACAGAGGAGGAACUGGAGGAGAAGGAGAACCUGUUACAGCAGGGAUUUACCAUUUGGAACAAACGGGACUUCAACCAGUUCAUCAAAGCCAACGAGAAGUGGGGUAGAGAUGACAUUGAGAACAUUGCCAGAGAAGUGGAGGGAAAAACCCCUGAAGAAGUCAUGGAAUAUUCUGCUGUAUUCUGGGAGCGCUGCAACGAGCUGCAGGAUAUUGAGAAGAUCAUGGCCCAGAUAGAAAGAGGCGAGGCCAGGAUUCAAAGAAGGAUUAGCAUCAAAAAAGCACUGGACUCAAAGAUUGGACGCUACAAGGCUCCUUUCCAUCAGCUCCGUAUUUCUUACGGCACCAACAAAGGCAAGAACUACACAGAGGAAGAGGACCGCUUCCUUAUCUGUAUGCUUCACAAGCUGGGCUUCGACAAGGAGAGCGUGUAUGAUGAACUGCGUCAGUGUAUCCGUAACUCACCCCAGUUCCGCUUCGAUUGGUUCCUUAAAUCCAGGACUGCCAUGGAGCUUCAGAGGCGAUGCAACACACUGAUUACACUGAUAGAGAGAGAGAACAUGGAGCUGGAAGAGAGAGAGAAGGCAGAGAAAAAGAAACGAGGCCCAAAGAACAGCUCGGCUCAGAAAAGAAAGGCAGAGGGAACCGCAGAAGGCCGCGGACGCAAGAAGAAACUCAAGUUGUGAAGUUGUUUGUGACCCUUACUAUAAGAAUUCGGGAGCAGCAGCCAGCUCCAGUACUGUUAGUUCUAGUGUCUGUGUUUGUCUUGCAGGCCAUGAUAAUGUACUGUGUAAAACUCCCCAAUGGACUGAUCUGGUUGUAUUUGGUUUUGGAAGUGUUCCUUUACAAGCCUGCCUUGUUGUCUCUGACCACAACACUGCAGCUGUGCUGGUUUAUGUUUUGUUUGCUAGUCCCUUUUUUUGUUUUUUUUACUAGUAUUUUGUUGAAAUAAAUGUAUUUAUGUUGGUUGUACUACA
Messenger RNA from Solea solea (common sole), 3567 nucleotides. RefSeq names its product SWI/SNF related, matrix associated, actin dependent regulator of chromatin, subfamily a, member 5 (gene smarca5). The coding region runs from base 166 to 3276 and encodes 1036 amino acids. Lineage: Eukaryota; Metazoa; Chordata; Actinopteri; Pleuronectiformes; Soleidae. Gene Ontology annotation, molecular function: ATP-dependent chromatin remodeler activity; histone binding; ATP binding. The record is from RefSeq and is a predicted model, not a curated record. Gene Ontology annotation, cellular component: chromatin; nucleus. Gene Ontology annotation, biological process: nucleosome organization; regulation of transcription by RNA polymerase II. The transcript has 24 exons.